Molecule: messenger RNA, 3498 nt
Organism: Chaetomium fimeti
Lineage: Eukaryota; Fungi; Ascomycota; Sordariomycetes; Sordariales; Chaetomiaceae
Exons: 1
Coding region: 1-3498 (1165 amino acids)
Source: RefSeq, a predicted model, not a curated record
AUGACCGUGGGCAGCGACUUCCGGGCUUCGCUCCCCAACAUGGGCACAACCCAUGCAGACUUCGCUCUCGGCUUGGAUCCUGAGAGCCAUCCGCGCAUGUUCAAGAAACACAAGAUCCUCCCGCAUCCCCGGAAGGAUGAGCUGCAGCGCUCGGAAUCGUCGAGGUAUGGACGGGGGAGCGAGGUGGCUUUGUCCCAAAACGGCGCGUCGCCGGCCCCGAGCCCCAGCAUUCGACUGCGCGCGAGCCGGUCAGGGAGAGGACCGGAACCACCGCCCACACCGCCGGCACAUUCCCGGACCUCUUCGGCCAGCCAUCCCGCCGAUCCCUCGACUGCUAAAUUCGCUGGUGAUCCCUUGAGCAGCGCUGACGAUGUCGAGUCGCGUCCCCCAGCCACUCCCACCAACCAACAAACCCUGCCAACCCCAAACCUGACCCCCGAUCGGACUCCUCCGGGCCCUGCCGCGAGUCAAAUUCGGCCGCGGCCCCCGAUAACCGAGCGGAACUCGUCGAAAAUCACGACGGGUUCACGAGCCGAGUCGUUUACAACCGCGCGGGAGAACCCUUCAUCGUCCGAUGACGACGAUGGGAGGUCGACACUGCGCACGGCAUUAGCUUCGGCCAAAACUUCACAGAGCACCGUUCGGCAAGCUAGUAGGGAGACUAGGAGCGUAUCUCAGCCUCUCGGUCUCGGCCUGGCCCUCGGAUCGAAUCCCAUGGAUGCCUCGACACCGAGAACGAUGCCGGAGUUCAACAAGUUUGAUGGCGAGUGGACAGCCAGGGAAGCAGGGUCCAACGAGGCCGGGAGGGAGUGGGACUCUGAUCUUAUGAGGAAUGUAACCAUAAGAAAACGACGGCCAACCCGCCCAAGGGAGACUCGCAACCAAGAAAUCGUUGACGAUAGGGUGGUGACGCCGACCAACGCUACCCGGGCGAUCCGUGCUAUGUCCCUGGAAGAAAGCCCGAUUGUGUACCCUUCGCGCAGAGUUGCUUCGGAUCGAUACCCAACUCGAGCUGCUCCGGUGGAUUCCGAGUCUUCUAGUAGCAUCGAUAUCAAGCGCUCCUCGGUUCUGUCGACGAAAUCGAAUGCAUCGACCGUGGUGGAGGCUAGGCUCGUGGAGACGGCACCCCAGCGACGGCAGACACUGCGACACGUGAGGAAGCAGAGCGCCUUACGGGACUCGGGCUCCGAAGUAUCCCCAGCAAGUUCUGCGCCGACAUCUGUCUCAUCAGCCGCCGACGGCCGACGUCAACGUCAGGAACCAGCACCUCCCAAGGCGGGCGAAGGCAUUCGCGAGAGCUACGCCUCGACGGCUACUAACAACUCCAUUUCGAGCCGAAAAGCGCGUCGUUCGGUGUGGAACAGUGGCGGCGUACCAGUCGUUGUGAUUCCCGACCGCCGCUCAUCGGUCAAAUCCAAUAAUAGCAAAUCGCCGUCCUUGCGGUCAACGAGCAGCCGGAGAUCCCGUAGUCUCAGCUCUGUUCCCACCUCGCAGCCGUCCAAGAGCAGGGAAAACGUUCCUAUUUUCGAAAGGCCUCAUCGUCGAAGCAGGGCACUCUCCGAGUCCGAUGGGUCCAGGGCAGGGGAUGAGCGGACGAUGGACUUCCCCCCCGCCAUCCCUGCUCGGUCCUCUUCGCUCUCAGCGCCCACCAGCCGAAAUGCGUCGAGGACGGGUUCGCUGACAGCAGAGAGUUUGAAAACCCAUAACGUCUUCCAGGCGCAGCAAGCGCAUCAAGCUCUGCAGAAAGCGAGUCGGGAACUUGAGAACCUGAAAAAUCAGCCGCCACCGACGGACGGCGAUGGGCUACGGAAGGGGAGAGGCGCGGAGUUACGGCCCGCGAGCGGUAAGAGUGAGCGCAAGCAGCCUACCGUGUCUGCUGAGCGCUCUCCGCGGGAGAGACAGGUCGAGUCGGGCGGGAGCCCCGCUCAGACGCACCGAGAUUCGCACGGCACCCAGCGAGAGAGUGGCAUCGACCGGGAUGGAGACCCCUUCUUUGGAACGAGGCUAUCGGUACAAAACACGCCGCUCUCGGUCGCUUCGGCGGAUACAGCCGCAACCUCUCAUGCCGAGCUUUCCGAGGCUAUGGCCGUCAAUAUCUACCCGCACCAGAGCAAAUCUGUCGUGCUCGUUGACCAUUCCGCCAAGCCAUCGGAGAGCUCCUCUUUGGAGCAGUACAAGGGCACUGGUCCCGAUAUCCCGGUGGUUAAGAUGACGGAUGCGAACGGCGGUAUCCCUGCUACGCCCCCUCAGCAGUUGUUUGUGGACGACGUCGACUCGCCGCUGAGGAACCCACGAGCACCUCCUCAACCUCCAGUCAUCAACUUUAUCCCGGCCACACCAUCGGGUUUAACGCCAACAACUGAGAAGCAAAAGCAACUCGGUAACUACUACGAAAUGACGGCAGAGAAGCCGAAGCGCAGCUUGUCCCUCCUCAAACGAGCCCUAACCCGCCGAACAACGAGCGACUACGGACCGUCCCCAGCUCGCCCCGUCGGCCUCCUUACCCGGACGUUCUCCCUCUCUCGAAACAUCAGGCGCCUGGAGGAGCGGCCCCGCCUCAAACGCCGCUCAACCGGGGACUCGGGCCCCCAAGACGAGACCAGACUCCACCCGCACUGGCGGCCCGCCUACGCCGAAGACGAACCAUGCGAUUGCGGCUGCUGCUCCUCCUCCUCCUCCUCCGAAGACGACUACGACGAGGACGAUGACCAAGACCACGAUAGCCGCGACGAAGAAGACCGAACCUACCGCUACCCGCCCAUCGACAACCGGCCCUCCCCAUCGUUCCCGGCCCCCCGCCGCAGACUGAGCGAGCGCCUCAAGCGGACGUUUGCCAUCCUCCCGCGGCGGGACGACCGUGACGAUUGGGACGGGUACGACAGUCAAGGCGACGGCCACGACGGGUAUUACUCGGCCACGGCGCACGACGCGCCCGACCGCAGGACCAUCCGCCGCACGCCGAGCGGCAACCUGCGCGUCAUGAAGUUCCGGCGCAGCAUGGAAUCCCUGACGCGGGGCACCCCCCCCGCAGCCGCCGACGGCCGCCCGUCGUACUACCCCCCGGCCAGCCAGCGGCAGCGGGGCCGUCUGGUGGAGCGCCGAUACACGCGCCUGUGGCGGUCCCUGAGCCAGAAGGCGCGAACCUCCCUCCGCCGCCGGCCCUCCUCCUCCCAGCGGGAGCGCGAGAGCAACGGCAACGGCAACGCCAACAGCGGCCGGGAGGAGGCUACCGCCACCUCAAACUCAAACGGGGGCACGGUCGGGUUCCUGCCCGCGCUGGGCGAGCGCAUCAACUUCCCGCGGCGGCUGAGCGGGCGGCUGAGCGAGCGGCGCCGGGAGCGGCGCACGCAGGAGCUGCGCGGGAAGAUCUCGGGCCCGAGGGAGGUCAGGGACGGCGUGGGUGACGUGAUUAGGCGGAAUUCGUGGAAGGAUCGCGACGCGCUGUAUGUGCUGGAGCAGCAGCGCGAGAGGAGGUUGGCGCGGGAGCGUGGGGGUUGA